Hirsutella rhossiliensis is the source of this 678-nucleotide messenger RNA. Its product is annotated as tc5 transposase DNA-binding domain-containing protein. The record is from RefSeq and is a predicted model, not a curated record. Gene Ontology annotation, cellular component: nucleus. The transcript has a single exon. Gene Ontology annotation, molecular function: DNA binding. The coding region runs from base 1 to 678 and encodes 225 amino acids. Lineage: Eukaryota; Fungi; Ascomycota; Sordariomycetes; Hypocreales; Ophiocordycipitaceae.
AUGAAGAAUAAAGAGCUUACGCUUGAAAGGCGCGUAGCCGAGGCUAUUAAAGCCAUUGAGGCAAAUCCCAAUAUGUCCCUUCGCGCUGCGGCUAAGGAAUUUGGGGUUCCACGCGAACGACUCCGCUUGCGAUUUCACGGCAUCCAACCUCGCAGCGGCCAUAAAGCAACGCAUACGAGGCUAUCGCCAGCUCAAGAGGACUCAAUCGAUCUGUAUAUCGAUCGUCUUGAGCGUAUAGGACUUGCGGUGCGGAAGGACUUAUUACGCGAUGCAGCAAAUCGGGUUCUAAGCUCCACGGUCGGCCCUGAUGGUACCCGCAACGAACCCUUCGACUCCCAAUGCUUUGUUGGCAAAAACUGGAUAUCCCGUUUUAUUAAACGCAAGGGAUAUCAUAUUAUGAAGCAAAAGGUACUCGAUAACCAACGCAAGCUUGCCGAAUCAGUCCCGCACGUUACCGAGUACUUCAAGAAGCUCCACGAGACGAUUGCCUCGUACGGGAUUAACCCGGCUGAUAUCUGGAAUAUGGACGAGACGGGCUUCCGUAUUGGUAUUGGCAGGGACCAAGUUGUCGUCACGAAAUCAAGGCGAUCGCAAUACUUUGGUAUUGAGGAAAACAGGGAGUCGGCAACAGCCGUUGAAGCGAUUUCUGCCGAUGGUCGAUACAUCCCUGCGUUUUGA